This is a messenger RNA of Hemiscyllium ocellatum (epaulette shark), 2255 nucleotides long. RefSeq names its product cytohesin 1b (gene cyth1b). The coding region runs from base 140 to 1378 and encodes 412 amino acids. The transcript is spliced from 13 exons. Gene Ontology annotation, biological process: regulation of ARF protein signal transduction. The record is from RefSeq and is a predicted model, not a curated record. Gene Ontology annotation, molecular function: guanyl-nucleotide exchange factor activity. Lineage: Eukaryota; Metazoa; Chordata; Chondrichthyes; Orectolobiformes; Hemiscylliidae.
UCCCCAUUUGGGAGAGGACUUGAAAACUGACUGCCAGAGAGAUUAAAUUAUCCCGUGAAGGCUGUGUGGAGAAAAUCCCAUCUCCACUGAAAUAAAUAUAUUUGACGGCUUGUGGAUUAUAAAGAGAUUGAACCGAGUGAUGGGAACUGUUAGUGAGCUCUGUGCAUCCAGCUUCCAGGCUUUCCUCUGUGUAAAUGUAAAACCAGUGCCCGCAGACCUGACUCCAGAGGAAGAGAUAGAGCUAGAAAGUAUCCGCAAACGCAAGCAGGAACUCCUGGCUGACAUUCAGAGGUUGAAAGAUGAGAUAGCAGAGGUUACGAAUGAGAUUGAAAACCUGGGUUCCACUGAAGAGCGAAAAAAUAUGCAACGGAAUAAACAAGUGGCUAUGGGCCGGAAAAAGUUCAACAUGGACCCUAAAAAGGGUAUUCAGUUUCUAAUUGAGAAUGAACUUCUAAAGAACACCAGAGAAGAUAUUGCACAGUUUCUGUACAAAGGAGAGGGACUAAAUAAGACAGCGAUUGGGGAUUACCUAGGAGAGAGGGAUGAAUUUAACAUCAGGGUUCUUCAUGCAUUUGUGGAGCUUCAUGAAUUCACAGACUUAAACCUGGUGCAGGCAUUGCGGCAGUUCUUGUGGAGCUUCCGGUUACCUGGAGAGGCGCAGAAAAUUGACCGGAUGAUGGAAGCUUUUGCACAGCGAUACUGUCAGUGCAAUCCUGGAGUCUUUCAGUCUACUGAUACGUGCUAUGUGUUAUCUUUUGCUAUUAUUAUGUUGAAUACCAGUCUACACAAUCCAAAUGUUAAGGAUAAACCUAGUGUGGAGAGGUUCAUUCUAAUGAAUAGAGGAAUAAACGACGGCGGUGACUUACCUGAAGAACUCCUGAGAAAUCUGUAUGAAAGUAUUAAGAAUGAACCCUUCAAAAUUCCAGAAGAUGAUGGCAAUGACUUGACACAUACAUUUUUCAACCCGGAUCGAGAGGGUUGGCUCCUCAAAUUAGGUGGAAGAGUGAAAACAUGGAAACGACGUUGGUUUAUUCUAACUGACAACUGCUUGUACUACUUUGAAUACACCACGGACAAAGAACCCAGGGGCAUUAUUCCACUUGAAAACCUCAGCAUCCGAGAAGUAGAUGACUCCAAGAAGCCAAAUUGUUUUGAGCUCUAUAUUCCAGAUAACAAAGACCAAUUUAUCAAGGCCUGCAAGACUGAGGCAGAUGGACGCGUGGUAGAAGGAAGUCAUACAGUUUAUAGGAUAUCUGCACCAACCCCAGAGGAAAAAGAUGAAUGGAUAAAGUGCAUCAAGGCUGCAAUCAGCAGAGACCCUUUUUAUGAAAUGUUGGCAGCAAGAAAGAAGAAAGUUUCCUCAACUAAGAAGCAUUAAAAUGACAGCAUUACAGCUUGAAUCAAAUAUCUAACAUUGGCCAUAUGACCUAAGGAGGUCUGUUUCCAAGUGUCAGUAAUAACCACAGUGCAUUCUGGGGCUGACUACGUGCUUGUGCUGGAGAGAAGUUGAUGCAAGUUAGAAGGCUCUUAAUGAGCUUAUGCUACUUCCUCCUCAACAAAUGAGGAGAUAGUUUUUACUCAGCAACCUCUCAAUAUUUCCCUCUACACAGCUGGUCUGUGAGUGUAGGGCUUCUACUUUACCUCCUCAAAGCUUUAUAAUUGUGAUCAAGAAUCUCUUGAUUUAACAUUUUUCUGUUGCAAGGGGCCUAUGAUUCUAUCAGCUAUAUACAAAAGACUGUCAUCUCUGAAGAUUCGUGUCAGCUGUUGUGAAAUAAGUAUAAAGCCAUGAAAAAUGGCCUUGUCAAAGUUGGUAAGGCCAGAGUUUUAAUGCUAAUGGACAGCUCGAUUGGAAUUAGGUACUAUGACUAAGGUUGAUGAUGAGUUGGGAUAGAGAGAGUCCAUUCAGUGGAGUUUAAUGGAGAGGGAUGUGUGGUGUCAAGAGAAUUGGAAAAUGAGAACACCUGGAAAGAAGGCAGCCACAUUACUACUGAGAAUAUUGUGCAAAACGAACUGUUUGUCCAUCAGAUUAUACAUUUUGACUUAAUUUUUUUAACUGAGGCUAUUUGUUUGUAGGUGUUUCACUUUUCCAUAUUGUUUUCUAUUUUUCAAUGCACUGGUAGAUAAAUACAGAAAAAAUGAGAUGACUAAGCAGUAUUAGUCUAUUUAUCAGAGCUGUAUAUACUUAAUGUAUAGAUUUCUUUUUGGAUUAUUUUGUAUUUGUUCAGUUCAUUUUAAGUUGUGUGAUAAAUUGGUGU